CAGACAGAGAAGAAAUGAAAGGGAAAGGAAAAUAAAACCAGAUUGAGAAAGAAAGAGAGAAACUUCAAGCAGAAGGAAGAACCAAGAAGAAAGCUGCAAAUUUCCCAGAGCUCUCUUUGUUUUUUUUUUUUUUUUAUAAAUUUAUAUUUGCUCGUUGUUUCUCUCUUUCCUUCUCAUUUCUUCAAAAUAACCCAGAAGAAGAAAACAAAUUACCAUUCAAAAGAUUCCCCUCUUGCAUUUCUCCAACAAAGCUGCCCAGUUCUUUGCUUUCAGAUUUGCAAGUCAAUUGGGUGUGUGUAGUGUCGAACAGAAGUCUGUACAGGGUUGUUCUGUAUAUAUUUCACAGCAAAGCUUGGUUUUUUUAAACUUUUCUAGGCAAAAAAUUCGAAGAAACCCCUUUGUUUAUUUUGGGAGGGUUUUCUCGAUCUGAAAAUUCAUCAAAUUGUGUUCGUUUUGGUUGUGGGAAUUCGUCGAUUUAGCGGUUAAUUUAUCUGGGUUCUGGUUUUUUUCCCGAUCUCCGUGUUCAUUCAUGGCGGUUCCGACAAUUGCUCUGUACGCGAGCCCGCCGAGCACCAUAUGCUCGACGCCGCACCCAUGCUCGAUCAACGGCAGCACGAGCUACGACUUCGAUCUGAAUUCGAGAUCCUCGUCUUCCGCUUCCGCCAGUGGCUCUUCCUCUCACAAGUCGCAAAUCGGCGGGCUGACGUGUCUGUUCUCUUCUCCCAGCGUGGUAAAGCACUCGUCGUUCUCCGGCGACAGGGAGGAAUUGGGCGCUCUGUGGCACGAUAGAGGGGACGAUUUGAAGGAAUUGAGCAGCUCGUUUCGCUAUUCCCCGAGUAAAUGCAUCGUCGCGGGCGUAGGGGGUGGAUUUUCUGCGAGGAAGGAUCACAGUCCGGUUUCUGUGCUGCAAGCUCCGGUCUCUUGUUCCAGCAGUCCUCCGACGAGGUUAGCUCGUGGUGCCGAUGUAUGCUUUCAGAGCUCGGUUCAUAGCUCGUUUAGAUAUGGGGCGAAUCGCCUGUUCGAUAGGUUCGUUAGCCACGCAUUGGGGUCUUGUGUGGACUACGAUUCACCGAGCUUCGAAGUAGCUCCAUCUCCAGCUCCUCCGGCUGCUGAUGAAUUGACGUUUAAUAUGGAGGAAAGCUUCGUGGGGGAGCCUGAUCACGAGCCCUAUGCAAAGGAAUUGUUGCUUGGUGCUCAAAUGAGGCACAGGAUCUUCACAGAAGACUUUGUGAUCAAGGCGUUUCACGAGGCGGAGAAGGCUCAUAGAGGACAGAUGAGGGCGAGUGGCGAUCCUUACUUGCAGCAUUGUGUGGAAACCGCUGUUUUGCUUGCAAAGAUUGGUGCUAGCCCCACCAUGGUUGCUGCAGGGCUUUUACACGAUACAAUCGAUGAUUCAUUCUUGAGCUAUGACCAUAUUUGCAGCACGUUUGGAGCUGGAGUGGCUGAUUUGGUUGAAGGGGUCUCGAAACUCAGCCAUUUGAGCCAGCUAGCACGAGAGAAUAACACAGCCAGCAGAACUGUUGAGGCAGAUCGUCUGCAUACAAUGUUUCUGGCAAUGGCGGAUGCCAGAGCCGUGCUGAUAAAACUAGCUGAUCGAUUGCACAACAUGAUGACGCUGGAUGCUCUGUCAUUGGCCAAGCAGCAGAGGUUUGCCAAGGAGACUCUCGAGAUAUUUGCUCCUUUGGCCAACCGAUUAGGGAUCUCUUCGUGGAAGGACCAGCUGGAAAACUUGUGCUUCAAGCAUCUGAACCCUGAUCAGCAUAAAGAUUUGUCUUCUCAGCUGGUGAAAUCUUUUGAUGAGGCAGUGAUUACUGCUGCAACAGAUAAACUGGAUCGAGCGCUGAAGGAUGAAGCCAUAUGUUACCACGUGCUCUCUGGGAGACAUAAGAGUUUGUACAGCAUUUAUCGCAAGAUGUUGAAGAAAAAGCUGAAGAUGGAUGAGAUCCAUGAUAUCCAUGGCCUCCGUUUGAUCCUUGAAAACAAGGAAGACUGCUACAGAGCACUGAGAAUCGUCCAUGAGUUGUGGCCUGAAAUACCUGGGAAGUUCAAGGAUUACAUAAGCCAACCCAAGUUCAAUGGGUACCAGUCUCUUCACACUGUGGUCACAGGCGAUGAUGAGGUCCCACUAGAGGUCCAGAUCCGAACAAAAGAGAUGCAUUUGCAGGCUGAGUUUGGGUUUGCUGCGCACUGGAGGUACAAGGAAGGCGACUGCAAGCAUUCCUCGUUCGUCCUGCAGAUGGUCGAGUGGGCUCGGUGGGUAGUGACUUGGCAGUGCGAGACAAUGAACAAAGAUCGGUCCUCAUCGAUCUCUUACGCUGCUGAUUCCGUGAAGCCUCCCUGUGCUUUCCCUGUUCAUUCAGAAGAUUGCAGGUAUUCCUGCAAGCCUCUCUGCGGUCAAGAUGGACCCGUGUUCAUCAUCAUCAUCGAGAACGAUAAGAUGUCGGUCCAGGAGCUCCCAGCAAACUCCUCUGUCGUGGACCUGCUCGAGAGAGCUGGACAAGGCAGCACGAGAUGGUCACCAUAUGGCUUCCCAGCCAAAGAAGAGCUGCGGCCGAAGCUCAACCACGAGCCAGUGAGUGAUCCUACCUGCAAGCUAAAGAUGGGGGAUGUUGUGGAGCUAAGCCCCACCAUUCCUGACAAGUCCCUGACUGAGUACAGGGAAGAGAUACAGCGGAUGUACGACAGGGGCUUGACGACCACGAGCAGCGUUUCAUCGAGCACAGCGCCAACAACUACUACUGGAUGGAGAAGUUGAUGAUACCACUACUUCAUUUGGAUCCAAAUGAAUGAAUGAAUAGCGUUCAUAGUAACAAUUGGUUUGUUUCCUUGUAAAUACAUGUUUGGUUGUAGAAGAACAGUUGUAAUAUAAUUAUAUGGUAAAAAAUGGGGGAAAUUGGUCAAAACUGGUUGUGGAAAUUGGCCGCGGCUGUGUUUCCAAGUUCCCCUCAUUAAAUGAAAGAUCACUGUUCUGUAAGCAUCUCUCACUAGUCACAUGUUACAGUAUUGAUCCGCGGUUGAGUUACAGUAGUAACAGAAUGCUAACCAAACUAACUGAUUUGUUAACAGCAGUUGCUCUUUAUCUGUAACACUCAUAACACUGAACAUUCAAGGGUAAGAAUAAGAAUCUAAACAGUCUAGAACUGGAAAGAAGCGCCCGUCUAGUUACAAAUCGCUUAAUGUAGUAAGCAUAAGUCUCAAGGCUCUAGCCUGUAUCUUACAACUUACAACUGUGAGUACAGGCACAGGAUUGAUCGCGAACAAGAUCUUUACUAUCCUACCCUGUCUAUCACUUGGUUAGUUUGGUAAGAGGGAAUGAGACUCGUUGAGGGGUUUGCUGUUGCUGAGGCGCACCAGUACUUGGUUCCUGCGAAGAAGGAUUCUGAUCAGGCAUUUCUUCAUCUUCGUCCGUCUCUUCUACUUGCGGAAGCUGUCUCUUCGGGAAAGCUAAUUGAUAGUUGGGGCUGAUCAGUGUGUCCUGCUCAGGUGGGAGAGGAACGCCGGGACCUGGGGCAGUCUUGGGCAAUGGGACCUUGUUUCUAUUCCUUGCCAACUCCAGCAAAACCUCUCUUGGUGGGGGUUGUGAGAAGCUGAAGUUGACUUUGGACUGAAUAGCAAGCUUGACAUCAUCAGUGUCGAUCGCAGCUUUCCCAGCAUGCUCCGAGUAAACCUGAGCAUCCGUCAACACAUCGACGACGUAACGAUACCACAGCUCCAGAAACUGGUGGAUAACACGGGGCUCGUAGUCCUCAACUCCCAUUGAUUUCAGUAGGGACUUCACUAUUUUUGCAUCUCUCGGCAUCUCCUCAUCUCCCUCGGCCAUUUUCUCGUCACUGAGAAAAACCCAUAUGUUAACAACAAUUUCCCAUCCAUUAGCAAAGAGGGGAAAUUUUCUACAAACCCUAAGAACUCCUUGUACAAAAUUUCCAAAUUCCCCUCAUGAGCACGUUUUGGACAUUAUAAGAACGAAUGGGAAGCUGGAUUGAGCAUAAAGAUCGUGUACUUUAGUCUAAGAAAUGGAAAAUCCAGCAGAGAG
Messenger RNA from Linum tenue, 4033 nucleotides. Lineage: Eukaryota; Viridiplantae; Streptophyta; Magnoliopsida; Malpighiales; Linaceae. The record is from the annotation of a GenBank genome assembly.